Messenger RNA from Diospyros lotus (date-plum), 1466 nucleotides. RefSeq names its product SH3 domain-containing protein 2. Gene Ontology annotation, molecular function: protein binding. Bases 167 to 1279 code for a protein of 370 amino acids. The transcript is spliced from 10 exons. The record is from RefSeq and is a predicted model, not a curated record. Lineage: Eukaryota; Viridiplantae; Streptophyta; Magnoliopsida; Ericales; Ebenaceae.
AAAACCCACAAAGGGGACAGCCGUUCGAGGUCUCCAACGAAGCAUUUUCGGACACUGUACAGCUGCGUGUACUUCGGACAAAUCUCCGACGACCUUCCUCAAUUGCUUCUGGAACUUCGUCUUGAUCCUCUCUCUCUCUCUCUCCCGACCGUCUUUCAAUUCGUGAAUGGAAGCAAUCAGGAAACAGGCCACAAAGCUCCGGGAACAGGUCGCUCGUCAACAGCAGGCUGUCCUAAAGCAAUUUGGGGCUGGGGGAUAUGGAGGUUCAGAUAAUUUUGUCACUGAUGAGGCAGAGUUCCAGCAGCAUCAGAAACUAGAGAAACUUUACAUAUCAACUCGUGCUGCUAAGCACUUUCAAAGAGAUAUUGUUCGAGGAGUAGAAGGUUACAUCGUUACUGGUUCUAAGCAAGUCGAGAUAGGAACUAAGUUGUCAGAAGAUUCUAGGAAAUAUGGCGUUGAUAAUACGUGCACUAGUGGUAAUACCCUAUCAAAAGCUGCAUUAAGUUUUGCUCGAGCUCGUGCUCAAAUGGAGAAGGAGCAUGGAAACCUUUUAAAGGCCCUUGGUACACAGGUUGCAGAGCCACUAAGAGCAAUGGUAAUGGGAGCUCCACUAGACGAUGCUAGACAUCUUGCUCAACGUUAUGAUCGAAUGCGACAAGAAGCUGAAGCUCAGGCCAUUGAAGUUUCCAAACGUCAAGCUAAAGUGAGGGAAGGAAUGUGUAAUCCUGACAUUGCUUUGAAACUUGAAGCAGCAGAAUCAAAACUACAAGAUAUGAAAUCAAAUGUUGCAAUACUGGGGAAAGAAGCUGCUGCAGCUAUGUCUGCUGUUGAAGCUCAACAACAGAGGUUGACCCUCCAGCGGCUCAUAGCCAUGGUUGAAUCUGAGCGGACCUACCAUCAGAGAGUUCUUCAGAUACUUGAUCAGCUUGAAGAUGAGAUGACGUCAGAAAGGCAACGCAUUGAAGCGCCUCCUAGUUCAACUGUGGAUAGUAUGCCUCCACCACCAGCAUACGAGGAAGUCAAUGGUGUGUUUACUUCUCCAACACAUAAUGGAUCAACUGACAGCAUAAGUUACUUUUUGGGAGAGGCAAUUUACUCAUAUCAAGCAGAAUCUGAUGUGGAGCUUAAUCUGUCAGUUGGUGAUUAUGUUGUUGUCCGAAAGGUAUCGAACAAUGGCUGGGCAGAAGGAGAAUGCAAAGGGAAAGCGGGUUGGUUCCCAUAUAAUUACAUUGAAAGACGGGACCGUGUUCUUGCAAGUAAGAUGACUGAAGUGUAUUAAAAUAGAAUGCUGCAUUGAGUUAAUAGCACUUGCUGUUUGUAAUUGUAUAUUUUUUGGGUUUUUUUUAUCGGUUACUAACCUACUCGCAAGGGAGAGCUUGUGCUUGUUUUUGCAUAUAUGGAACAUAACCGGUGUGCCUGCUUUUCUCUGCCUGGUACAUACAAUGAGUUCCCAAUAUUUCCAUCAA